AUGCAAGAUGAUGAGAACCAUGCAGGGCCGAAAAGACGGAGGAGGUGGUGGUACAAUGCUGUAACACGCAAGCUGGACUCCACGUCCAGCGGGCUGCCCGAGGUGCCGUAUUUCGCCCCGUGGAAUCCAGACGAUUGCUUCCGAAGGAACCAGCGUGGCGCGCGGGUCGCGCAGGCUCUUGAAGGGCUGGAUUCGUUGCAGCGGGCAGGAGCGGAGACAGAUGAAAAAAAGGAGCUAGGCAUAGGCAUCAAAUGCAGAGGCCGGUGGACGUGGAGCUCUUGGAGAAUGCGGGCCCGCCCGCUGCUCAGCGCCUCUCUCCAGGGGCUGUCGCCUGCACAGCUGGCACUCUGCGCCGAGCGAUUUGCCGACGGUCGAGGCCGCGGCACCACCUCUCGCUUCAAAGCUGAGAAAAGACGAAUAAGUGGAGUUUUCUCCAAGCUUACCAGAAAAAAGCCAGAAGGAAUGACGGAAAGAAAGAGCGAAAGACAGAAAUACGUAAAUGAAGAAAGACAGAAAGAACCAAAGAAAUAA
Molecule: messenger RNA, 531 nt
Organism: Symbiodinium sp. CCMP2456
Lineage: Eukaryota; Dinophyceae; Suessiales; Symbiodiniaceae
Source: the annotation of a GenBank genome assembly